GAAUGUCAAUAAAAUAAAAAAUAUUGAUGAUGAAAAAAGAAAUUUGAUGAAAUCAUUUCCAUUUCUUAUGGAAGCUGAAGUUGAAGAAGCUUUUAGUAAUGGGUUAUGGAUCCUUGCAUCAAUUAAUAAGCAUUACUCAAAGAUGCCAUAUGAAUUAUGGAACAUAAAUAGAAAUAAUACUAAUGUUGUGGAAGCUUCACAUGCAAAUAUUAAUAGAGAUGGAACCAGAAUGUCAUUGCUAGCUGCUAUAAACAUCUCUUCAAAAAAUAAAAGUCAAACACAAAAAUAUGUAGAAUCAGCUAAACGUAAAGAUACAGCUAAUAUUAAUACACAAGCCUCUGAAGAUUUAUCACAACAAGAACAAUAUAUAUCAUUAUUGGAAAAGAGGAUUCAAUUGGAAGAGAAACUCUAUGAAGCUGUACUUAAAAGAAAACAAGUGGAAAGAGAAUAA
Messenger RNA from Entrophospora sp. SA101, 451 nucleotides. The record is from the annotation of a GenBank genome assembly. Lineage: Eukaryota; Fungi; Glomeromycota; Glomeromycetes; Entrophosporales; Entrophosporaceae.